Molecule: messenger RNA, 297 nt
Organism: Candida dubliniensis CD36
Lineage: Eukaryota; Fungi; Ascomycota; Pichiomycetes; Serinales; Debaryomycetaceae
Exons: 2
Coding region: 1-297 (98 amino acids)
Source: RefSeq, a predicted model, not a curated record
AUGGGACGUUUAGAUAGUUAUGAAAACCAUCAAAGACCAGAAUUAGUGUCGUUUGAUGAUAUUAGUUAUAACGACUUAUCUCAAGUGGAAGCUGCAAGAAAAUCAAUGCUUAGGGAACAAUGGAUCAGAGUAUAUGAAUUAAGGGUGACUCAUGAAGCUUUAAGAAAAUGCAGACAAUAUCAUCAAGAAGAUGCUUCAAGAAAUUGUAAAUCAUUGGUGUUAAAAUACAUGAAAAUGUUGGAAUCAUACCCAAUACAAGGUUAUAUGGGAUACCAAAAGAACGAUCCAUCUCAAUAG